Molecule: messenger RNA, 3997 nt
Organism: Chelmon rostratus (copperband butterflyfish)
Lineage: Eukaryota; Metazoa; Chordata; Actinopteri; Chaetodontiformes; Chaetodontidae
Product: SPRY domain-containing protein 3-like
Exons: 11
Coding region: 121-1332 (403 amino acids)
Molecular function (GO): protein binding
Source: RefSeq, a predicted model, not a curated record
GCGGGACUUCCGACAGCGCAGGUUGGACCUUAAGUGACAGACUUCAUCUCCUUAAAAGUGGAAGAAAAACCGAAGGACGACGGGUUACACGUUUUAAAAAAAUUGUAAUGAUUGUCAAACAUGGACCGCAUAAACCCUUAUUAUGCCGUUAUGGACGUGAGGAGGCGAUUUCGAGAAGCGGGAGUACAUCGCAAGGAUUGUUUUAGAAAGAUAAAGAAACGAGGAGACAUACUCAGGUAUCAUGGGAAUGCAGAUGAAGUUGGUUGUUUUGUGGCAGGCAGGCCAUUGUCCAGAAGAAAUCGCUAUUAUGAAGUGACAAUCAGGGACACAGGAGUGAGGGGAAUGAUUGCUGUGGGUUUGGUGCCUCAGUUCUACAGGAUGGACCAGCAGCCGGGCUGGCUCCCAUGCUCCGUGGCCUUUCAUGCUGAUGAUGGCAAGCUGUAUAAUGGCAGCACUGUAGGACAGAAGUUUGGUCCAAAAUGCUGCAAAGGCGACAAAAUCGGCUGUGGAAUAUCCCUUGACUCCGAUAAUGGACAGUUAGCAGUGUUUUUUACCAAGAAUGGCAAGAAAAUUGGCAGAGUGGAAGUUGAUAUCUCAAUUGACUGGCUCCACCCUGCUGUGGGAAUGUCCUCCUUUGGGGAAGAAGUGGCGGUGGACCUGAACGCUGAAUGGGAGGAGGAAGAUGAUGGAAAGAUGAUCGUUGAUAGUCACGAAGAGGACUGGGCCCGUUUCCAUGAUGUCAAGGUGACUGGCACGCUGCUGGAGUACAUGGGUAAAGGGCAGAGCAUCACGGACGUGGGCUUGGCUCAGGCCCGUCGGCCUCUCAGCACGCGCUCCCACUACUAUGAACUGGAGAUCACAGAUGCUGGAGAGAAGUGCUACAUCGCCCUGGGGCUGGCACGCAGGGACUACCCCAAAAACAGACAUCCAGGCUGGAGCAGAGGGUCCAUAGCCUAUCAUGCAGAUGAUGGAAAGCUGUUCAAGGGCAGCGGGGUCGGGGACCCGUUUGGACCACGCUGCUUAGAAGGGGACAUUAUGGGCUGUGGGAUCAUGUUUCCACACGACUACAGCCUCGAUGACGAUGUAGACGACUGGGACCUCGAAGAGCCCAGUGAGGUUAAGAACGACUUAUAUGAAGGCAACGAAGAUGAGGAGGAGAAGGAGGAAGAAGAAGAUGUGGAGGGGAGGAAGGUCAUGGUGUUCUUCACCAGAAAUGGAAAGGUGGUGGGCCGAAGGGAAGUGGUCCUACCCGAAGGAGGCUUGUACCCCACGAUUGGCAUGAUGAGCACUGGGGAGAAGGUCAGAGUGGACCUGCACCCCCUCAGCGGUUGAAUGGUGAAAUCAGAGAAAGGUCCAAAGAUUGAGCUCUGGUUCAUUUUGGAGAUCGGACAAUAAGCAAUGCCUCCACAUCGACUGUGGCGCCCUCCUGCUGUAAGGACGAUCACAAUAAUGUACGUUAAUGUUAACAUGCGUGCCUUAAAGGAGUGAUUUAUAAGGAAAUGGUUUAAGAGAAAAUUGUUAAACCAGGGGUUUGUUAGGGGAAAACACUAUUUUUGACAAUUGCAUCAUACAGAGUAAAGUUUAUUAAAUAACAUGAAAUAUCAAAUAAUGAAUGAAACUGUCCAAUCACAGCAGAGCCCAGCUAACUAGUGGACCCUCUUAUCAACAGAAAUAGCAGAUAUGUAGCGGCGCUCUCACGGCCUGUAGCCACACUGUGCUCAUGACCAGCGCUCUGCUGUACUUUCUCGUAUUAAUGGUGCAUUAGUGACACUCAGUGGUGAGAGUGAUAAUAUGAAAAAAACAGUGCUCGGAAAGUCUCGCCGACAAAAAACGUAGUGAACAGUGAGUUUAAGAACUGGCUGCUGAACGCUGUGGUUCUGUCUGAGUGCGGUUGCUUGCUGAAAUGGAGUCAUUACAUCACAUGUUGGCAACUGUGCAAGCCACAUGCUUUAGGAACUAUGGGAUAAUUAAAUGUAAUUACAGGCUGUUGAAAUGAAAUCAGUCAUUAUGACCUUUAAUUGUGAUAUUGGAGGAAGCGGUUUUAAAAGCAAGCUCCCAAAUCCAGGUUGUUUUUACAACGUUGUCAGGAAGAUGUGUAAAACAGACAUAAAACACAAUGUGAUCACUUGCUAAUCCUUUUUAACACCACUUCACUACUUUGGGAAACACAUGAUUGUACAAGGAUGUAUAAGGAUGUUACUACAUGGGCUUGGGAACAAUUCGUAAAAUGCUUUGCCCAUGAUUGAAUUCUGCUUUCAUUUACAUUUUACACAGCGUCCCAUCUUCUUUGGAAUUGGGGUUGUACGACUAGCUGUUAUACUUUUUUAAUCAGGUAUGAUUUUCAUCUAUUUGUAGAUGAAUACUGUCAUUAAAUACAGUCAUAAUACCUCCAAAAUCUUUAGGAUAAACUGUACAACCCAAGUCAUGUCAGAGGAAGAACCCCAGACAGAUGUAGACCAAAGUUACCAAGGUGACAGCACGUACCUGAUGAUAUCUCGGUAUCAGCUGAUAUUGUUUUCAAUGUGUUUUUCCAGUACAGAGAUAUUUGGUGUCCGAGUGUAACUACACAAAUGUCCUCCAAGCAUGCAUCUCACAGUUCGCAUCACUCACUCACUCACUCACUCACACACACACACACACACACACACACACAAACCAAGAACACCACUGAUCUCUAAGGUAACGCCAAACUCAGUGGAGUCUCUUGAUAAACCAAAGUACAAAGAACUUCACAUUUAAAGUCAUGAUACUGGGUUCAUCUUCUGUGGCUCAUGAGGUAUUUUGGAUGAAAUGGAUAUCAAAUGUCUCAAAAAGGGAAAACCAUGAAGAGUAUUAAACCAUGUCACGCCAAGAAUGAUUAAGGACUAAACAACGAUCAAUGUAUGUAGAAAAUUUCUUACUAGUUCACCAUUUGAAUAUUUUACUUAAGAUCUGAAUGUUGAAAAUGAAGCCAUACUCUAUGUGCUGCUCUCAGGUAUAUUUGAAAAUCAAAAUUAAAUACUUGUUUUUUUUCUAUGGUUAUUUUUGUGACUUUGCUUUAUGUUUUUGUUUGUUUGAUCACAAACUCGGUUGUUUCCUAAUCAAUCCAUCUGUUUUGCAAUUGAAGACUGUUAAAGUAGAAGACCUUUGACUGCUUUCCCCUGGUUCUUGUGCCAAGUUAUAGUAUAGUUAAGUUAUAGUUUUGUCUUUGUGACACCAAAUUCCACACACAACACCUGCAUUUUACCAAAACUGUAGAGACAAAGGUGUUGCCUCUGGUAUGAGUCCAUACUACACUUAUAACAGGGUUGCCUGCAGACUUCUGUGCUGCAAGUCGUGAGUUAUUUAUAAAGAUAAAACAAUAGGCUCCUGAUUGCUGGCAACAAAUAGAACUUUUACCUGCAGGACUGUAUAAAUAUGCUUCAAUUUUUGUCUGAAAUAAACACAUAUAAGAACUUGAUUAUGUUGUAAGUAAACAUCUGACCUAAUGAGCAAAGUGCCUGUGUGAAAAGAUCCAGUCUGGAUCCCUUAUCAAAUCAUACACCUGUGUGUGGGAUACAGGUGUACAACAUUGAAGGAUUGAUGGCGCCCAUGAAGUGUCUCCCUGGUCAUGUGUGUUCAUGUGAUGCUCAACUGCUGCUAAUGGUGUGCUGAGGGAACACUCUGCACAUCAUCACAUCAGCCUGUACUGUAGACAGGGUACUCCUGUUUUUUCUCUAUCACGGUCCAGUUUUCCUGAGUCAUCAUCUUAGUUCAUAGGAGCUAAUAAUGGUCGUCUGCUGCUGCUGGCCAUCUACUGCACGGCUUUAAAAGGUAGCCCACCUUUAUCUUUGGUUUGAUUAAGCAGUUUAACAUUCAGGGCAUCUUUUAGUCUCUGUCUAUCCAGUUGUUGUGUACAUCCUGUCAGGUUUUUUUUUUUGUGUUAUCUUGCCUGUUCUCUCAUUCCCUCUUUUCACUUAAAGCAAUCAAAACAUGCCAAAAGUCAUGUAAAAAAUAAAGAAUAUUCACAUCCACUGCA